Vicia villosa (hairy vetch) is the source of this 987-nucleotide messenger RNA. RefSeq lists its product as uncharacterized. The record is from RefSeq and is a predicted model, not a curated record. Lineage: Eukaryota; Viridiplantae; Streptophyta; Magnoliopsida; Fabales; Fabaceae. Bases 1 to 987 code for a protein of 328 amino acids. The transcript has a single exon.
AUGUCUUUUCUCAAGAUGCCGGCAAAGGUGGUGAAAAAAUUUACUAGAAUUCAAAGUAAGUUUUUAUCGGGUGAAGUGGAAGAAAGAAGAUGUAUUCAUUGGUUAAAGUGGGGGGAUGUCACUUUACCUUUGAAUAAAGGAGGAUUAGGCGUAAAGAACUUGCCUUUGUGGUUUAAUAUUUUGAAAGCGCGUUACGGAGAUUUAUCGUCAAAGGUUUUUGGAAAGGAUAGAGAGAUGAAAAUUUCUUCCACUUGUUCAUUAUGGUUGAAGAACAUUGUAAAGAUUUAUUCAUCUUCUUUAAUUGAGCCCGUUGUUGCUUGUGGUAGGUUUAAUAUUCAUGAUGGUUUUAACACUCCUUUUUGGGAGGCUAUUUGGUUGGAAGACAAAGCUUUAAAAGAGGUUUAUCCGGAUUUGUUCCUUGUUUCUCGUUUAAAGUUUGUGUCGGUGGGCGCCAUGAGAGGAUGGGUAAAUGGUAUUUGGCAUUGGGGGGAUCUUGGGAUACCACGUCACAUGGCGGAGGACCCGGUUCUUGCGGCGGAUAUCACCUCUUUGAGGACGAGUUUGGUGGCUUUUUAUGGGUGGAAGGAGGGAAAAGAUGCCGUGGUGUGGUUGGGUAAUUCGGAGAAGGAGUUCUCGGUAGCUUCUUGUUAUGAAUUCUAUGAGAAAUUAUUUAUUCUGUAUGGCCCUCCUAUAAAAAAUGCGGAAGCUUUUGGCCUUUUGUGGGAGAUGGAAGUGCCUUACAAGAUUAAGGAUUUUGGGUGGAGGCUUCUUCACAAUAGGCUUCCGAUGAAAGAUCUUUUGGUGAAGAGAGAUAUGUCUUUUCCUCCGGAUGAUUUAAAGUGUAUUUUUUGUGGAUAUUACGCGGAAAGUAGGAAUCAUUUCUUUUUUGGUUGUUUGGUGGUGAAGUAUAUUUGGAAAGAAAUAGGUUAUUGGAUAGGUAAAGAGGUUUAUUUUGAAGAGGAGUGUUUACCGAAUUUUAUGGAUUGA